Lottia gigantea (owl limpet) is the source of this 4067-nucleotide messenger RNA. RefSeq lists its product as hypothetical. The coding region runs from base 1 to 3333 and encodes 1110 amino acids. The transcript is spliced from 22 exons. Gene Ontology annotation, biological process: regulation of establishment of bipolar cell polarity; establishment of mitotic spindle orientation; signal transduction. Gene Ontology annotation, cellular component: spindle. Gene Ontology annotation, molecular function: protein binding. The record is from RefSeq and is a predicted model, not a curated record. Lineage: Eukaryota; Metazoa; Mollusca; Gastropoda; Lottiidae.
AUGUCCUCGUUUAAAGUCCCAGAAAUAACUAAGAAAAUGUCCCUGAGUACCAAACUUGUAAAUAUAUGUAAGAAAACGGCACCUUUUGGAAAAUCUAAACGCUAUGUUAUUUGUCCAACACCACCCAAAAAGAAAAAUGGAUCAGCAUGGAAUGUGGAUGAAAGUAGUACAGUAUUAACUGAGGAUAAUGGACCAUGUAUUAAACCAGAAGAUAUUGAUAUUAAAUGUAAUCCCCAGUUUUAUUACACAACCCCUCCCACUGCUAAUAUGGUAAAGGGGCCUGAAAGUGAUAAAAGAGUGGAGGGUGGACGUAGUUUAUACAGAAUAAGUCGUCAUUUGUCACGAGAAAAACACAGAACAAACACAUCUCGUCAACGUUCUGUUAGUUUGGACUGGGGAGAUGCAAGAACUGUUAAACUAUAUAACAGCAAUGAAGAUACUAUGGAAGAGAUGCCAUCAUUAACAGCUUCUCCUAGUGCUCCUGCUCAUCUGAGUAAAAGUGGAAUCAGUCCUACACCUGGUAAAAACAGAACCUUUGCAGUUACACCACGUAAAAACCGUUCAAGUGACCCUGAAAUAUCACCACAUAAAAUUGAUAAACGAAGAUUCGACAAAAGACCAUCAUAUGAUAACAAUGCUUUAUUUUGUGCUGUUGAAAACCAAGAUUUGGAUUUAGUGAAAGAAAUAUUAGAUGCUAAUACAGUGGAUAUUAAUAGUGUAAAUUGUGAAAACCUUUCACCAUUAGAUAUAGCAGUUAUGACUAAUAAUAUUCCCAUGGCUAAAAUGUUACUGUAUAAAGGAGCCAAGGAAAACACACAAUUUGAAAAAAGUGGAUCACGACUCAAAAGAUUAGAAAGUUUAGUUCGUAAAGCAGAAAGAAAAGUCAUUGAUUUAACAGCAAUUGUUUUAAAUGGUACAUCAGGAAACUCAGGCAUUUCACCAACACAACAAAAGGAAAAAGAAAAAGAAUUAAAUCACUGGGAAUUUCGUCAUAGAUUAUUAAAGAGGAUGAAGGCAGGAUAUGAUCACGCAAAGCCACCAGAUUGUCCGACCAAUGUUACAUUAUCUGUCAACAGCAGUUCAUCAUUAUUAGUUCGUAUUUCUGAACCUUUGAACCAUAAUGGAGCCGUCGUUACUAAAUAUAAAGUUGAAUGGAGUUGUUAUGAGAAUUUUAAACCAUUAGUUAAUGAAGGAAUAGCUGACAAUAUCCAAGCUCUGGAAUAUGAGAUUACCGGUCUAGAGAAAGGUGUCAGAUAUUAUGUCAAAGUUUCAGCAUGGAAUAUGAAAGGUUAUGGUCCUUCUACAACCAGUAAUCCCUUGUAUUCUGUUCCUUCCUGUUGGAGAGAUGUUGAUAGAUGUUCAGCAAGAUUAAGCGGUAAAGUUCGAUCAUUACAGAAAUUAUUUGAUGAAGUUAGACAAUCUAGACCAGAACAUGCUUCCACCAUUAGAGAUUCUGUAUGUAGAGAAAUGGAAUCACCUUUAUUAAAGAAAAGAAUCAGCAUUAAAAGUUUAUUUGUGUCUGCUCCAAAGUUCCAAAAAUCAUUAAAGAGAGGUGUAUAUAUGGCCUGUGUAUUAUACAAUGAAGAUAAGAUAUUACUGACAUCAGAAGAUCAAAUACCUAUUGUAGAAGUUGAUGAGAAUUUCUCUGGUACCUCCAUACAAUCCGAUUUAUACUGGAUGAUGAAGAUUGCCUGUACAUGGGAUGAUGUGAAAUCAUUAAGACAAGAUAUGGUGAAAAGUAGUAGUGCUGGUACUGUACAUUUCCGUAGUAAAUUAUUACAAGCUGCAUCAUAUUUACAGAAUUCCCUUGGUAUCCAAGAUGUUGGUCAGUUUUUCUAUUUACCAUUAAAAGAUUCCAAUGGUAGUAUUGUACUAACUAUAGUUAACCACGUCAAAGAUACUAAAUUAGUUGGUUUAGGAUCUAGUAAAUGGGUAUCUACUGAUAAAAUCUCCAGAAGACAAUCCUUAGCUGGUUUAGAUAAUACUGAUGCUUUGUGCCAACUUGUUAGUAGCAUACCGGAAAUGAGAUUGUAUCAUCAGGUAUCAACUAUAUCAUUACCUAAAGGACUAUAUCUUGGUUAUUUAAAAUUACAUAGUUCAGUGGAAAAUAUCCGAGUUUUAGUACCACAAACAUCACCAAGUUCAUUACCUCAUAGUAAAAUACGUGAUUGUCCUAAUGUGUCAAGAGAAGAAUGGGAAUGGUUACAUCAGUUAAACUCUGUUGAUGAUAUGACCAAUGAAACAACUACACAACAUUAUCAAUUUCAACAAGCUAUCACCAAAUCAUGUAAACGCUUAUUUUCAUCACUAGGUAUUGAUGAAGAUUUAGCAGCUAGUCAUAGAUUAUAUAAAUAUGAAGUCAUAGAGUUUAGUCCCAACGUAUCAUUUAUAUUAAUAUUACCCUCAGUUGAAGAUGUUUGUAUUAUUCCUGGUCAAACAGAUACAUUUACACAGAAUAACCAUUUUACCUUUCUACCUGUACAAGUCUUUGAACUUAUUCAUAUGAUGACAUACCAGAAAGAAUUUAUCGCACAUUACUCUAGAUUAUCAUCAAUAUUAGAAAUGGAUGUUAAUUUAGCACAACAAGCACAACGAGAGGCAUUUUCCAAUGAAGAAUUAACAGUGGCUAAAGAUCAAGUAGAAAAAUCAUCCAGUCAUCAAGUUGAACUAGAAAGCAUGUGGAAAGACGUACGUUGGGUUAAAGACAUUAUUUCCUAUUCCCGUGAUAGACACGCUAAAAGUGGUAUUCCAGUCUCGCUGUUUUUUGAUUCCGAUAAUGGCAACUGUUCACCAGAUACUCAACACAGACAAACUAAAAUAUUAGACAAUAACAACUCUUCCACUUCCAUUUCUGUAUCGUGUAAUUCCAAUGAGAUCAGUGUGGGUAAAGACAAUAGAAAAAUUGCCAAGUUUUAUGAUCCCAAUGAAGAGAGCAGUGCAACGAGUGACAGUGUCUUCAGUGACGACUCAUCGUCAACCAUGUCACAGUCAGGUGUUUUAAGAGUGUAUGCAGCGUAUGAAACUGGGUUUUCUAAGACUGUCAGUGUUAAGUUACAUGUUAUGACUCAAACUACAGCAAGGGAGGUAAUCAAUAUGGUUGUAUCACAGUUAAAUAAAGCUCUAGUAUCUCGUGGUAAAACUGGACCUAUCUAUGAAGAAGAUCAGUUUGAUGAUUUCUGUUUGGUUGCUGUUAUUGGAGUACGAGAACGAGUCUUAAGAGAUGAUUAUCAACCCCUACAACUCCAGAAUCCCUGGACAAAAGGACGCUUGUAUGUUAGAAUGAGAAGUAAUGUUUUAGCAGCAAUAGAACAAGGACAAGCGACUGCAGUCUAAGCAUUAUGAAUGAAUGAAAUUGUGUGAAUGAAUGAAUAAAUGAAUGAAUGAAAAAGAAUGAAACAAUCUGUGAUAAACUAGAAAUGUUAAAAAUAUUGUUAUAUGAUAUAUUGUUGUGUUUUUGUUUGUUAGUGAUAAAGUGCUAUGUGAUUUUGAAUGAGUUAAUUUAUUUAUUGAUAUUAUUGAAAAAAAGAACUUAGAUCUACUGCCAAUAUUUUGUAAUUGUACAUAAUUGAUACACGAAUCAAAAUUUAUUUACAAAUCAGCAUUCAUUGUACAUUUUUUCUAUUUUUUUUUCAUUUUCAAAUUUUAUAUCAAUUAAACUUUUCUUCAAAUGCAAUUUGCAAAAUACUAAAAUGAAUUUCUCUCUUCUCUCUCUCCCCACCCCUUCAUCUUAUACAAAAUAAGAUAACAAAACCAUGCCCUUAUUAAGUUGCAGUCCAUCAAUUCUAGUCCAUCAGUUUCAAUUUGUAUUUUCUAUUGUAUUUAUUCAUCAAGUAUCAAUAAUCAUCUCAUUAUGUUUGAUAUCUAUCAUUUAGAUCUGUUUCUCUCUGUACAAUUACCUAUUUUACAUCUUCUUCUCACACGGAAAUCUCACCUAUUGUCAGAUUAUAUAUAUAUAUAAUUGGUAGAAUCCAAGUCUUUCAAUAACAUGAUAGAUAUAAUUGUGAUAGUAUGUAUGUCCAAUAUUGUUAUUAGUUUGUUAUCAAAUAAAAUGAUUACUCGACCAUAAA